This is a messenger RNA of Penicillium daleae, 816 nucleotides long. Its product is annotated as alpha/beta hydrolase. Bases 1 to 816 code for a protein of 271 amino acids. Gene Ontology annotation, molecular function: hydrolase activity, acting on ester bonds. The transcript is spliced from 2 exons. The record is from RefSeq and is a predicted model, not a curated record. Lineage: Eukaryota; Fungi; Ascomycota; Eurotiomycetes; Eurotiales; Aspergillaceae.
AUGGGUGAGACUGUGAGAAUGGGUGAUCGGCCGACUCCCGUCCCGCUGCCCAACUCAGAACAAUUCUUCUUGGACAGUGACCAGGGCAGCAACUACAUUGUCGACGGAAAUGCAUUAUUCUUAACCGCGACGGAGGUGGCUUGGCGCCGAGCAGCUUCAUCCCACUUUGCUGGCGGGGGCCUCAUUGUCGCCAUCGGUUACCCCGUGGCUGGCAAGCUGUACGAUGCUAAACGCCGGAGUCUUGACCUGACACCACCCACCGAAAGCCCGAUUCCAGGGGCUGGUGGUGCGGAUGCAUUCCUGGGUUUCAUCGAAAAGUCCGUCCGGCCCGCUAUCAAAGCCCGAUUUCCGAGGGCAACGUUCUCCCGUGAAGCGCUGUAUGGCCACUCGUACGGGGGAUUGUUUGCCCUGCACGCUCUCUUCACCCGCCCCCACGCAUUCGAUUGUUACAUUGCCAGUAGUCCUUCGAUAUGGUGGAAUAGCCGCUGCAUCCUACGCUCGGCUCAAGUCUUCUUAGAUAACGCCAAGCCCUUGGAUGGGAAAUUACCGUCGCUUGUCGUGUCGUGGGGGUCCUGGGAGCAGAAUCCGCCUCAGUGGAAUGAUGAGCCGCUGGAUCAUUACGAGGGCCGGAAGCAAAUUGCCUCGGAUUUGCGAAUGGGGGACAAUGCGUUGGACCUCGUCAAAAUGCUAUACGGAUGUAAUCGACUGCACAAAAUGCAGGUGAAGGAAUAUGAGGGGGAAGAACACACAAGCGUCAUGGCUUGCUCAAUAAGCCGAGGCUUAACUGUGUUCUUCGAGGAUUGGCCACUACAUUAG